AUGAAUAGUCGGUUAGACGCAGUCCCGGACACGAGAUGGGAGUUAAUUGUUGUUGGCAUCGAAGACAAAAGAGCCGGAAACAAGUGCUUGUCUCUUUCUUCCUACCUCAUCCGGAACGGACGGAGAUUGGCGUUGUUUUCUUCUUCUUCUUCUUCUUCUUCUUCUUCUUCUUCUUCUUCUUCUUCUUCUUCUUCUUCUUCUAUUUUUCGCAUCUAUACAGGAUUGGCCUACUUCAUGUUUACUAUCCGCGUUAUGCAGCUGCAAAAAUGCUGGACAGUCAUCAAUCGCUACUACUUAUUUUUGGUCAUUUUUCUUUCUUUCUUUCUUUCUUUCUUUCUUUCUUUCUUUCUUUCUUUCUUACUUAUUUAUAUUCCUUCAUUCUUUUCUUUCUUUCUUUCUUUCUUUCUUUCUUUCUUUCUUUCUUUCUUUCUUUCUUUCCCCUUUUAUCACCGCUCUUUGCACGUUUCUUACUCUCCUUUCCAUCACGGCCAUUAUUCUUAUAUCUGUCAUUAUUUACUUGUUUUCCAUAUCACGUUUUAUUCAAAAAGAGACUCAAUUUACCUCUGA
Acanthosepion pharaonis is the source of this 567-nucleotide messenger RNA. NCBI's taxonomy places the organism in Eukaryota, Metazoa, Mollusca, Cephalopoda, Sepiida, Sepiidae. The record is from the annotation of a GenBank genome assembly.